AUGCUCCAUCUUGACUCGGCCUCUUCCGCUACUGCGACAGUUAGUGCAUCCGAUUCCGAGACCCCGGCGUCGAACAAUUCCGAUAAAUCUCCGAAAACAGUGGCAUUAUGCGCGAUGUCGGCAAAUCUCGCCCGACCGCCGGUAGUCCUCGCCACUGCACGCGUGUUCGUCGGACCUCUCGCCGGUCGUCAAGUCGCUGCACGAGCAUUGAUUGACACCGGAGCGGAACUUACACUCGUUGCGGCUCAUUUAGCAAAAAAAUUAAAACUGCGUCGGUUCAUACUGCCUACCGCCUUGUCCGCCGUCGGCGGCCUUGACGCGGGCAUUCAUCGUUACGCCGCGCACAUUCAAAUCUCACCGAUCGACGGGAUCGAGCCGCCGGUCGUUACAACAGCGACGAUUUUAAGUUCGCUUGCUAGUUACUCGUCAGCGUCUAUUCAAUCUCCUCUUCAAUGGGAUCAUCUCGCGGAUCUCACUCUCGCAGAUCCAAAUUCUUCAAGUACAGAUCCCAUUGAUCUCAUAAUCGGCGCUGACAUCUACGCAGACAUAAUGCGAGAUGGCGUUCGCAGAGGAUCUCGCGGUCAGCCUAUUGCUCAAGAAACGAUCUUCGGCUGGAUUGUUCAAGGCCGCACGCCUCUGUCGAAUUCGUCUCGUCGGACCAUUACAGUGCAACAUUGUACGAUCGCGGAAUCCGUUUCACUUGAUAGCGAAUUGAGGAGAUUUUGGGAAAUCGAGGAAAUUCCGAGGCACACGAUACUCAGCCCGGAAGAGCAGAGAUGCGAGAAUCAUUUUUUAACUUCUCAUUCGCGCACUCCCGCCGGUCAGUACAUAGUUCGUCUGCCGUUCAAGAGUGGUCCUCCCUCGAUAUUGGUACCUCGCGCGAUGUAG
Solenopsis invicta (red fire ant) is the source of this 888-nucleotide messenger RNA. RefSeq lists its product as uncharacterized. The record is from RefSeq and is a predicted model, not a curated record. NCBI's taxonomy places the organism in Eukaryota, Metazoa, Arthropoda, Insecta, Hymenoptera, Formicidae. Bases 1 to 888 code for a protein of 295 amino acids. Gene Ontology annotation, biological process: proteolysis. Gene Ontology annotation, molecular function: aspartic-type endopeptidase activity. The transcript has a single exon.